AUAUGAACAGGGUUCUCGAGUUGUCUAGGACGAACCCAUUGGAGGGUGUGGUCCUUGCCCUGUCUGCCCUCGAGCCAUCAGAUACAGUCCUCGUCUCUGGCCUCAAUGACACCACUCAAGAUGUCCUCGUCAAGUUGAUGCUGGCUGAUUAUAUCAAGCAACACGACUCUGUUGAAUCUGUGAAGCGGAUCUCUCCCACCCACGCAUUGGUCAUCUUCAAGUCCCCUAACAGUGUUCAGAAAAUGAUAAGCAUGACAAGCACUCCACUAAUUGAAGUUGAAGGAUUGCAACUUUAUGUGAAGGAGCACUAUCCGUUUAUGGACAUUAGUGAAAUACUUGACCCAUCCUCAACAAAACAAGAUGAUCCUCUGAAGCCUAACGAUCCCCCCACCCCCACCAGUACCCAGGUGGUGGUACACAGUUCACAGAGGGACCCACUCACGGAAGAGAAACACUUUUAUCUGAAGAACAGCCUCCCUGAGUUCAACGAUGCUCUGCAAUCACUGAAAGCGUGUGCUGAUAUUGAGAAAGUUGGGAAGGAAUAUUUUGUGGUGAUUUCACCUCUUAAAGGCUCUGGCAGUAUUGAUGAAUGGAAGGACAAAGUUGCUGCAGCUCUACAAAAACACUUCGAAGAAUUAUCGAUUGAGACGAUUAAUUUUCCAAAUAAGGAGGCAAUGGCAGAUGUCUUAGUUUUAAUUUACGAUCAAAGAGAUUCGGUUCUAGUCGCUGAGAAGAAUCCCAACUCCUUUGUUAUAGCUGGUCACAAAGAAAAUAUUAUCAACGUUUAUGAGAAAGCAACAGAAAUUUGUAAACAAUAUCAAGUUACUAUUCGUGUGAUAGAGCUCCCUCGGAAACGUGUGAAAUUCUUGGAAAAGUUCUACCACCACGAGUUCCAGAAACUAGUUAAUAAAACAAGUGUUCAUGCCAUUCAGUUCAACACAGACAAUGGAUUGAUUACUGUAACAGCCAAUCCCCCCGGCCACACCGAAGUUGACGAAGUGGUUGAGCAAAAGAACACACCAGAAGAGAAAUCGUUACAGAUGUCUCAGAUGGCCUAUAAACUACUUUCCUCUCAAAAAGGUGCGGAAAAGUUAAAUAGUAUCUCUGGUCGACAAAUUGUGUACCAUAUGGAACAAGUUCAAAUCCCAGGUGAUGUGCAGUAUUAUAUUCGCUUUCUCUCUAAGGAUGUGGAGGUUCUAAAGAAGGUUAAGGAAAGUGUGAAGUUGUAUGUCCAUGAGGUGGCGUUUGAAACACUCAGUGAAAAGCAUUUUGUGUCCGUUACUGCUCAAGAAGCUUCAAGCUCGAUUAUCGUUACCGGUGAAAAACUUGCCUGUAAUGACAUCAGUAAAAAGGUACAGAGCUUUCUAGAGAAGCACACUAACAUUGAGGAGUGUGUGACAGUCAGUCAGAGCGAAUGGUUUGUUGUAAAGGGAAAUUUUUGCAACGAGGUUAAAGAAAUAAACGAUCAAUUGAAGAAGAAGCAAGUCAAAAUCGAGUGGCCUAAACCUAAUCUUAAUGUGUCUUCCCUUCCGAUUGUUAUCUCUGGAGAGCCUGGGGUGGUGGACGACAUUAAGGAACAAAUAUCACUUCUCUUAAAGAAGGUGUGCAAGAAGGAGUCACGCAUCACUGGUGUGCCAGCUGCCGUGCAUGUGCUCGAGAGUAUGGAAGACAAACGGGGUCUCCUAGAAUCAGAUGAGAAAGUUCAGAUCGAAGUAACUCUUGAAAAUGAUGAUACUAACGAGGAGCUAGAGGCAGCUGCUCAAGUGGAAGGUGAACUCCCCCGGCAAGUGUGCGCUGGGACUUCCCCCAGUGGAUCACGGGUGUCCGUUUACACUGGAGACUUUGCCCAAAAUGCUCCCGUAGGAGUUAUUGUGAAUUUCAUCACGUCUGAUCCAAACACACAAGUUGGAUGCCUCAAACAUCUCCUUGAAUCUGGAGGAGCUGAUGCAAUGGAAGAUUUUAAACGAAAAGUAUUGCAAUGCAUGAAGCUUAAACCUGGUAAGGUGUUCAGGACACGUCAUGGGCAGCUUAAGUGCUCACAGCUGGUUCACUGCGUCUUGCCAUCUUGGAGAACUGCUACAGAGACUGAAGCUAACAAAGAGUACUUCCUCGAAGAAGCUUUGUACGAUGUUAUGAAAGACACUGCACACACUGGGUCUAUUCUGAUCAUCCCUCUGACCUCUGCCCCCCUCCACUAUCCUGUCAACACGUUUGUACGACUCGUCAUGGAUGCUGCUACUCACCAAACUAGUUCAAAUCUGCAAGUCUCCGUCUAUGUCGAGGAAUUUCAUCAUGCCAACGAGUUUCAGGGUGCUUUUCAGACAAGGAAGUACCAAAUUCAUCAGAAGGUACCACUGGGUUCACCAUUGCUGGCUGCUAAGAAGGAAAGACCUUCCCCUCUGGCUGCUAGUGUCAAGACAAUCGCCAGUAACCUUGGUAACUUCAUCACUAUAGUCAACGGAGACCUGCUACAACAACAGGCUGAUGUGUACAUCAACUCCACCAAUACCACACUCAACCUGAAGCAAGGACAGUUGUCCCAGAUCCUACUAAAGACCUGUGGUGAUGAAUUACAGACAGAGUGCUCAGAGUAUGCUCCACUGAAGCCGGGGCAGGUGGCAGUCACAGGCGCCAAAAACUUGAAGUGCAAUCAACUCUUUCACAUUGCUCUGCCUGAUUACAAAACAGCCAAUUCUGAGAGGGUUUUUCGAGAAACGGUUCGACAGAUUCUUCGCAUAGCCAAGAGCAGCAGUGUGUCCUCCAUUGCUAUCCCAUCACUCGGUGUGGCUAAUCUUGGCUACCCUGAGAACGUGUCAGCUAAAAUCCUGUUCCAAGAAGUCAUCGCUUUCCAUUCCCAGUACCCAAGUUCCAUUCAGAAGUUCAUCUUUGUAAUCUAUGAGAAGAAUGUGUUCCAAGCGUUCAGCAAAGAGUUCGCCCAGCAAAUGAGUGGGGAAUCGACUGUACAGGCAUCUCCAAUGGCUUCUCUCCCAGUAACCCCGCCCAUUGGGAGCACCACCCUCAUAAUAGCUCAGGGAAAUAUUGCCGAGGAGUCGACUGACAUCAUCGUUAACACUACCUCUGAGGAUAUGACACUCAACAAAUCCGCCGUUUCCAAGGCAAUUCUUGAGAAGGCUGGUGAUGAGCUACAGAAGAUAUGCAAACAGUAUGUUGAAAAUGGAAUGCGAUUGGAUCACGGGCAAAUUGUUGUUACAUCAGCUGUUGGGAAGCUCCGCUGUAGAAAGAUAAUCCAUGCCCACGUACCUCACCAAGGGUCAAUAGCAAUGUCAUCCACUCACCACUGCCAGCUCAUUGAGAAGAUUGUUAUUGACUGUCUACAAAAAGCCGAACACGAGAAAACAAAAUCGAUAUCUUUCCCAGCCUUUGGUUUGGGAGGGGGUGGUUAUUCGGUUGAGCAAGUAGCCGAGCCGAUGCUCAAAGCCUUUCAGAAGUUUGGGCAGACACAUCCACAAUCUGUGAAAUUGAUAAGAGUAGUUCUUUACGAUCCAGAACUGUACAAGCAGUUCAAUGAUUUCUACUACAAAUUCUUUGGUCGCAGUCCAUUAGAUCCCAGUCCACCACCCCCUAUAGCUAGUUGGUGGAACCCCUUUGCCAGUGGUAGUCAUAAGGUCAACAGCGAGGGUCAAGAGAUUCAGGCAGGAGGUGUGGCUUCACUUAAGGCUCCACUCCUUCCACAAUCCAUACCAAACUCCACAGUUAUCUUCACAAUUUUUGCUGCCUCCGAUGCCCACUGUGAUAAAAUUGAGAAAGAUUUUACAAAGUUAAUCAAAGAAAACUACACAACGAAAAAAAUUGUGAGUACCCACAUUGAACAGCUGAUUGAUGACGAUUUUAAAAAUAUAUUUCAAAUCGGGAAACAGCAUGGCGUUCAAGUGAAAAUGGUGGUCAAAAUAAAUGAGAUUCACAUUUCUGGGGAGAUAUCUAAAGUUAAGGAAGCUCACAGUGAGAUUCAACAGAUUUUGAGGGAUUUCUCCAUGAUUGAGCUUUGUGAUUUUGAGUGGUUGAGUGUAGACGAUGAUGGGAGGUAUAACGCCUACCCCCCAGCGGCUAACAUGAAACUAGAGCGUGCCUUUAACAAGGAUCUGAAUGCUAUUGAACUGAUUGUGAACAAUGUUGUCGUGGUAAUUGAUAUCCAAAACAAAAUGGAAACGGACAAGACAACUGGAAAGAGAAGGAAUAUUAUGCGUGCUAAGAAUGUUAUGGCAUCAGUUGACUUCCCCCCCACAUGGGAGACCCCCCACAGCACGGGUGGUAAGAGAGAGCCAAUGACCAGGAUUGAAGUGGACUCAGGGACACCAGAGUAUAUAGAGGCAGUCAAAGAGUUUGAAGAGUCACUGAGAAAAGGAGGUGUCAAAUACUCCAUCGAGAAGGUUGAGAGGAUUGAGAAUAUAACUGAGUAUGCCAAACACGUUGCCUUGAACGACUCCAUCAGAGUGAAACACAAGAAAGACCCUCUAGUGAAGAGGCUGUUUCAUGGGUCCAAGAAAGAUAGCAUUGUACGAAUUGCAGUACAGGGAUUCAACAGAAACUUUGCUGCCGAUGCAAAUGCUGCUUACUACGGGACGGGAGUGUACUUUGCAGUGGAGUCUUCCUACUCUGCCCAGAACAAGUAUUCAGUACCUGACUCGAGUGGCCUCCGGUACAUGUUUGUGUGUCAUGUGAUCAUCGGAGAGUAUACCCUAGGCAACAAAGACAUGAAGAUAGCCCCUCCACUGACACCUGGCUCCAAUGCAGUUUUUGAUACUUUAGUCAAUCAUAUGAAGCCUCCAACUAUUUUUGUAGCCUUGACUGAUGCCCAGGCUUAUCCCGAGUACCUUAUCACAUUCAAAAAACUUAAAUAAAGUGUCUCUAGGUUUUAUAGGUAAAGUAGGUAUAUAGAGACUGUUUAGUGGAACUAAUUUCUAGCCUGAGGCCGUUGACUGAAUUUAUGUUGGUACAAGUACAAU
Halichondria panicea is the source of this 4964-nucleotide messenger RNA. Its product is annotated as protein mono-ADP-ribosyltransferase PARP14-like. The record is from RefSeq and is a predicted model, not a curated record. Gene Ontology annotation, biological process: negative regulation of gene expression; protein poly-ADP-ribosylation. Lineage: Eukaryota; Metazoa; Porifera; Demospongiae; Suberitida; Halichondriidae. Gene Ontology annotation, cellular component: nucleus; cytoplasm. The coding region runs from base 3 to 4859 and encodes 1618 amino acids. The transcript has 8 exons. Gene Ontology annotation, molecular function: transcription corepressor activity; NAD+ poly-ADP-ribosyltransferase activity; NAD+-protein mono-ADP-ribosyltransferase activity.